UUUUAAGUUAAAAUUGUAUACAGAUUUAUAGCAGUUCCUACUACAGAUAAUAGUUCAAGGCAUCUGGCAACACUGCUUAUUACAUCACCAGACGUCAUAGCCUGAUUUUGGAUUUAGAAUUAUUUUCUACUUGCCGAGUUAAGCGCGUUUAAUUCUAAAAAAUGACUGCGUGGAGGCAAGCUGGAUUAAAUUACAUAAACUACUCCAACAUCGCUGCCAAGGUCUUGCGACGAGCCCUGAAGCCAGAAUUGCGGACAGAAGCUCUGAAACGUGAUGAAUCGCACGUUCGAAUAACUCCUUGGGCAAACGGCAAACCGGCACAUGAAAAGGAGUAAUGGUAAAUUUUUUGUGAGAUCUGCAACAAGCUGCUUCAAAGUAAAAGGGAAAAUGUAUACAUGAUAAUUGAAACAGCCAUGAUUACUAUACAUAUUUAUUGUAACAUCCCAUUAGUAUAUUAAAUAAGUUUAACUUGUUAAGUCUUUAUU
This is a messenger RNA of Diatraea saccharalis (sugarcane borer), 485 nucleotides long. Lineage: Eukaryota; Metazoa; Arthropoda; Insecta; Lepidoptera; Crambidae. The record is from the annotation of a GenBank genome assembly.